AUUGCCUCCCACAGCUGAUUGUCCAACUCGUUGGUCUUACUCGUAUGAGUUACUUAAACGGUUGAGAAACUUAGACACAUUCAUCUCAGAAAAUAUGAAAGAAGCCAAUAUUGACUGGUCAUUUGUAGAUGAAUUUUUAAGCAGCUUCAGCAUAAUUAAAAAGACAACCGUAAAAUUGCAAGAAAAAAAUUUGCUAUUUGGAGACUUCAUUAAAACCUAUUUGGAAAUGAUUCUUGUUGUAAAGAAAGAAGCGGACAAAUAUCACAUUUCCAAACUUUUGUUGCAGUCUUUAAACCAGAGGAAAGAUAACUUGCUCCAAAACCCAACCGUGGCGGCAGCAAUCUAUCUUGAUCCGCGACUGAGACGGUUACUCCACAGUCCAGAAUUCGCACCUUUAAAAUCAGUUGCAGUAGCGCAUUUGAAGGCUCUCUACUUAAAAAUUCAUGGAAAUGACAACAAUACGCAAGAGCCUGCUGCUAAUUCAAGUAGUGAAGUACAUGAAGACAGUGACAAUUUGCUUGGCACACUACUAAACCAAAUCUCCCAAUACGAACCAAGAAGCGAAAAUACCACAGAGGCAUUUUCAAUCAUAGAAGCAUUCAAUGAAAAUUGCGAUUUGAAGGCCAAUUUAGCAGACUAUUGGGAGUCAAAAAAAUUUACUCACAGUACCUUGUACCAGCUAUACAAAAUUAUUCAUGCAACUCCCGCUACGCAAGUUAGUGUAGAGCGGGCGUUCUCCACUUUAAAAUAUAUAAUUAAUGACUAUAGGUCAGGUUUGAGUGAUGAUAUCACUGAAGCGAUAUUAAUGUUACGGCUCAAUUAGUUUUCGCAUAAUUUCUUAACAGCGUUUUGUUUACUAUUUGUUAAUUAUUUAAUAAAAAUAAAUCCCAUAAUGCUACGUACUCCUACAUAAAUUUUGCUUACAAUUUUCUUCUUAAAUAAUGAAACAAAAAAACUAUUGAUAUUUCCUUUUUGAUAAUCAA
Molecule: messenger RNA, 983 nt
Organism: Rhagoletis pomonella (apple maggot)
Lineage: Eukaryota; Metazoa; Arthropoda; Insecta; Diptera; Tephritidae
Exons: 2
Coding region: 95-823 (242 amino acids)
Molecular function (GO): protein dimerization activity
Source: RefSeq, a predicted model, not a curated record